Messenger RNA from Plenodomus lingam JN3, 4875 nucleotides. RefSeq lists its product as uncharacterized. The record is from RefSeq and is a predicted model, not a curated record. Gene Ontology annotation, cellular component: vacuolar membrane; Seh1-associated complex. Gene Ontology annotation, biological process: positive regulation of TORC1 signaling; cellular response to amino acid starvation. Gene Ontology annotation, molecular function: protein binding; signaling adaptor activity. Lineage: Eukaryota; Fungi; Ascomycota; Dothideomycetes; Pleosporales; Leptosphaeriaceae.
AUGGCCGCCACUCAGGGCCCAUCGUCGGCCUUUGAGAGCCCAACGUUUGAUCACACCUUGUCAAUUGCUGUAGACGACGAGAUUGGCUCUGCCAGCAUCAGCCCAGCAGGUCGCGAUGUUGUGCUCGCCAGCAAGAAUGGCCUGCGCAUCAUCGAUCUUGACAACCCCUACUCGCUGCCGCUCUACAUCCCCAAUCAAUCUUCUUGGGAUGUUGCAGAUGUGCAGUGGUCACCCUUUGCCGCUCGCGCUGAAUGGAUUGCCUCGACCCGCAACCAGUUGGCCCUCAUCUACAAUCUCUCGAUGCCCUACAACAACAAAAAGGCGCCGAUUGAGUUCACGCUCCGCGCGCAUGAGAGGGCCAUCACUGACAUCAACUUCUCCGCUCAUCAUCCUGACUUUCUUGCCACCUCGGGUGUAGACAGCUUCGUUUUUGUGCACGAUCUACGGAGUUUCCAAGCCCCACUGAAGCUGGCCGACUUCACUGCUGGCGCCACCCAGGUCAAGUGGAAUCGCCAAAACGACAAGGUCAUUGCCAGUGCCCACGAUAAGUAUCUGCACAUCUGGGACAUUCGCAAGGGCGCCACCCCACUCUCCACCAUCGCUGCUCACAGCACCAAGAUCUAUGGUAUUGACUGGAAUCGCAAUGAUGCCAAGAAAAUCUUGACCUGCUCGCUCGACAUGACCAUCAAGCUUUGGAACAACGUGGGCGUGACGACUACUGUCGAAACCCCUCGUCGAGUCAUACAAACUCACUACCCAGUUUGGAGAGCCCGCCAUACUCCCUUUCCCGCUGGCAUCCUUGCCAUGCCCCAACGCGGCAAUGCAAGCCUUUGGUUGUACAAGCACGUCAAUGAUAGCGACCCAUCGACCUUUGUGAAUGAGCCGGCGCAUGAAUUCCAGGGACAUGAACCAGAUGCACAAGUCCGCGAGUUCUUGUGGCGUACCCGAGGUUCUACAGACGAUGGCCUCGACAACCGUGACUUCCAGCUUGUUUCCUGGGGUACCGACAAACACCUCCAUCUCCAUCGUCUUUCGUCCGAGUUGCUCGAAUCCUCUGUCGGCUUCCGCAAGGGCGAGCCUCUCCUAGAGCAGCCCAGUACGACCAGAAAAGGUGCUAGUUAUGUCUCGUAUCGUGACGGUCCAGUGACUGCGACGGCUGCCUCGACUCGAGAAGAGUUGGGUCCGCCUCGCAAUCAGAGGAAAGGUAACCUCUCUACGCUCUUCCAGAAUUCGACUCUCAACGAGAAGACAUGUGCAUCCGGGUCUGGGUCCACGAUGCAGGCACAGCUUGGACUGGCGGCCGAGACACUGCCACGAGAAACCAUGACUGCGCAGCCAAUCCGUCGCAACAAUCCUCGUGUUGUCACACACAUCACAUGGAUGGACGGUGUCAAGUUCGGCGAUCGACGCAAGGAAGUCAACGACUUUCGCGCCCGCCCCAAUCCACGUGGCUCCGACGAAAAGCAUCCAUACCAAGAGCAGAAUGACCUUGGGGCAGAGAUAUCGUACGUUGGAAACAAGUACAAGAAGAUCACAUUCGAACAGAUCGAUGUACCCGGAAGACGCAUCACCAUCUCCUUCAAUGGUCCCUGGGGUGACUACGAUGCAAACACCGACGAUUUAAAGCUUGUCUUUUUACGUUUCACUAUCCAAUUCCCGACUGGGUACCCCAAGAAAAUCGAAAAACAGCAGCUAGGUACACUGCCGACCAUGGUCACGACCCCGUUGGAGAUCAAAUUCGAGAGAACCACAGCGCCAAUCAGUCGGGAGAAUCAGGAUGACCUCAUGGACAACAUGAUUCGAAUCGCCGAAACAUGCGCACUACAACAGCGGGAAGCCUUGGAGGCCAUACUUUCCUAUGCACUUGGGGAGCGCGGACUAGAAGACAGCCUAAAUUUGGUCGAGGACAUCGAGGACGACCACCUGUUGGAGGAUCUAGGACCGGGACCAGGAAUGAGCUCCAGCGAGGAAGACGAGCAUGACGGCGAGUUUAACAAUGACGUGAUGCAAUCUUCUCAUACGAAUAGUGCUAAUGUGCCCCUUCCCAUCCAGUGUACUGCGUCAUUCUCGGCAUGUGGAUUCCUCGUGCUCGCAAGGAUGCCGUCGACAAAGUCAGCUCCUGGCUUGGACAUGCUCCAGAUCCAAAUUACUAGAAAUCUCCGUCACGGUAUCAACAAGAACGAUAUAUUUGACUCCUUCGGUCGUCUAACUGCCCAAACAGCCGAAGAUACAGAUAACGCUUCUUCCACAUCCUCUGCUGCUUCCUGGGAAGCCUCGUCUUCACCAUCGUCUUCGUCUGGUAUCAACCACGACGCGAACGCACAUAUUGGCAAUUUCCAGCCCCCUUUGGCAUGGCAGAAAGCAGCAUCUCGGUUCCAGUCGCGAGACUCUCUUCCCUCUUCGACCGGUGCAGGAAAAAGGGUCCCCAAGACCAGGUCUAUUGUGUCCAUUUUGCGAUCUGCGGUAGAUGAUUUGAUCCCUAGCAAACAGGUGCUAGCGCAGGAAUACCGGAUCUUUGGCCCAGGACCACUGAUAUGUGAACACAAUUCUGAAGUUGCAAGGAAACAUGGACUUGAGGAUCUGGCGGAUAUUUGGAUGCUCUGCAAACUCAUACUGAAUAAUGAUGUGCCUUUGGAAAUACUACCACAGCAGCACCGAAGAGAUCAGGUCCUUGUUCUUGCCCGGAGAGCUCUUGUGAGGAUUAAACGCAAAGACAGUGGCCUGGACCUUCAGUUUGAUGAUGAUGCUGAUACCGUGACAAAUCCAUCAUUGAAAGGAAGGAUUAAAUGGGGAGAUCAUGCCGUUGUUACCUGGCUUAUCCCUGCCCUCUUUGACCACUUUGAACGUCUUGCGGAUACCCAGAUGCUUGCCAUGUUGUCCUGUAUAUUCGCAGAACCUGCUGCCCGUGAAGGUGUGACCUCUGCCAUGGCCAAGAUGCAGCAGUCCCAACUUCCCAUGUCUAUGGAGGCGCCGGCAUUCUCAUUAGAUUACUUCUCUUCUGCGGAUGCUGCGUGGAGUCUUUUCCGUCCCACUAUAUCUGUUCCGUCCACACCUGCUCACUCACGAUUAACAACACCGGCAAACGAGUUUGGUUGGCAUAGGUUAUCGAGGAACGUGGACACUUAUGGAAGUCAUGGUAGUUCCAAUGGUCCUUGGGGCAGUGACACUGUGAAUUCCGAGCCCAUCACACCUUAUUCGACGGGCAACACACCACCUGCGCUUUCUAGGGUGUCGACCAUGCGGAGCGCGCAGACCGCUGGCCAUACCCCAUAUUCGACGUCGCCUGAACAGAGCCACAGCGGCCUCAAACGGAGCUCUGCAACCAAUUUUGCAAGCGCCGUUGCUGCACUGUCACGACCCUUCGCAAACGCAAUGUCCUCUUCACCGCCAGUCAAAGCACGCAUGGAAGACCUCUCAACAUCUGCACCUACAGGUGGCGUCACUUGGGGAACGACGACAUUUUAUGGCAGCGAGACGCACGAUCGAAGUAGUCUGGCACCAGCGCGCUCAAAACACGGCAAGCGAGCAAGUUUCGGGCAAGCAGAGCAGGUCAACGUGGACUAUAUAUACGACUCUGAUUCUGAUUACGAAGGAGUCAAUAACGAUGGCAACACCUUUGAAAAAGCAUCAGAAUACGUCGCGCCGGGAACCCCCCGCCGGGAGAAUACUGUCAGCUCAAUCAAGGUCACGCUGAAGAACCAAGAUCAGUUUGACGACGAGGCGUGCGUCAGUAGGCCAUUGCUCGAUAUGACUAAGGACUGGCUAUAUCGUGCAUGGCGAGAGCAAUAUGCGGACAUGCUCAGCUGUUGGGGGCUCAUCAACGAGAGGGCAGAAGUACUCAAGUUCAACGGACUCGUGUCCUACUUUCCUCCACUACCAGAACAAAGUCGGGAUAUCACAAGAGCUGGCUCGAUGCAUUUGGCGCUCAAGAAGGGUGGAGAUGACGAAGUCGAUGGUGUAGUGCAAAGACACUUGUCCAGAGCGUCGACCACUUUGGGUGCUCCACCAAUGCCGGUGGCGCAGAUGAGGCGUUCACCUGCGGUCUCUCUACGACAAUUUUCGUUCAAUCCCGAAGCUCAAGAAUUCCAGCCAGGCAUAUCGCCCUUGUUUCCCACAGAAGCAGUGGCACCUCCGCGAGAUGUGAUCAUUCCUACUGAGCAAUACCUACGCCUCUCCAUCCCUGCACCGAACCCGAUCAAAGAACUCACGGACAGUCUUGCUGGAUUGGGUACCUCACCAGGACGAGACAGACUACAUCCUCAACAAGGCAAAAACAGUAGGCCGAGUCUGUCGCGAGGCACAUCAAAUAUUUCCGGUGCCUCAUCCUGGCGCGACGGACAUUCACGCACGAAUACCUCUGUCAAUACAGCGGCAAAUUCCAACCCCAAAGAGCCUGUCUACAGCUGUGGAAUCUGCUGGAUUCGCGUCCAAGGUCGUGUCUACGUAUGCCCUGUUUGCGGCCAUGUUGCACAUUUUGAUUGCAUGGACGACGAGAUUGGCGGAGACGAGGGGGACUGCAUGGUUGGCUGUGGCUGCGGUUGCGGCUUCGAAGACAAUAACGAACGAAGCAGAAUGGAAGCUUACCUUGAAGAUGUCAGAGCAGCGAAUGCAGCAGGCCACCACGUCGCCUGGACGGAAGAUGGUGAUUCAAUGCGCAUGCAGAGUCAUCCAGGCACGCCUAGCUUGUACGAAAACAGUAUCUCUGGCGACUUCAUGACUGGAGGCGGCAGCAAGAUGAUUUAUCAAGGAGAGGAGAAGAGAAGGGAGAGAUUGACGGGUCGGAGCACGGCGAAUACCAGUCCGACGCCAAGUCGAGAUAGGAAGAAGAAGAAGACGAAGAAAAAGACCAGGGUAUCAGGGUUGAGCUACUAUUGA